Messenger RNA from Suillus subaureus, 337 nucleotides. RefSeq lists its product as uncharacterized. The record is from RefSeq and is a predicted model, not a curated record. The annotation marks the transcript as partial. NCBI's taxonomy places the organism in Eukaryota, Fungi, Basidiomycota, Agaricomycetes, Boletales, Suillaceae. The transcript is spliced from 3 exons.
AUGCGACUAGUGCGAUCCCGGGCAUCACAGGGUGCUACCAGAGUUCGACCGGUUUCUGGCUCUUCAUACCAUUUCUUCUCCUUUCCGCGUUCGAACUGGGUGGACUCCUUAUACUCACGCUCAUACGUGCCAUACAGAGCUGGCGGAUAAACCCAAGCCGUCUGUACGUUGUCCUGGUGAAACAUAACAUAUUCUAUUAUACAUGUGGUUUUUGUGAGUUAACACUCACACCCGCCAUUUUUCCGUGUUCAUACAUGAUCAUUUCUCUUUCCUGAAGUGUUCUCAGUGGUGAACAUAUUCACAUCGCUGCUCCUCCAUUAUUCCUACCAAUCCAUGU